AUGUCUCCCGUCGCCAUACACACUCAAGAGCCACUCUUUCCUACGGACCCGACAGCAAAGCUCAAGGCUGACGCUCGUGUCAGCAAGCAAAACCGCCACAAUGACACCCUGCCUCUGCCCAUCUAUCCUGAGCCUGUCGCGAGGGACUACAUGUACAAGUUCAAAUACAACCACCCCCUUCCUACACACGGAGCCGGAGCGGUAGAGAUCCCCGAAGCGACCAAUCCCAGAGACGUCGCGCAAGAAAUCGUCAGCCAAUUGUCGCAGGCGCUGACUUCGGGGGAUGCUGAGCAGUUUUCGGGACUGUUCAUGGAGCACGGUGUUUGGAGGGACCGCGCGCUUUUCACUUGGGAAUACCGAUCCUUCAACUUCCGGCAAGCCAUCCACAAGGCUGCUUCCGACUUGCUGCCCACCACGCCCGUUCACAAGGUCACCCUCAUCGAGCCAUAUGCAAAAGUCGAGCGCCCUUACGGGGACAUGUCGUUCAUUCAAGCGCACAUCAGCUUGGAGACCGAACUCGCCGGAGGUACCGCUCUCGUCAACAUCAUCAAGACCGAAGAGGGCUACAAGAUCUGGACGUUGACCUCGACGAUGGAAUCGUUGCACGGGUUUCCCGAGGUCCCGGAGAGGGACGGACAUAUGACCGGACCUCACGCAUGGGACAAGCAGAGGGAGAUCGACCUGGAGUUACAGGGUGUCGAGCCCGAAGUCUUGAUCAUCGGAGGAGGACAGAACGGUCUGAUGCUCGCUGCACGACUGCAGGCUUUGGGCGUCAAAUGCCUGAUCAUCGAGCGCAACAAGCGAAUCGGUGACAACUGGAGGGGUCGAUACGAAGCUCUCUCUUUGCACCUCCCCCACUGGGCCGACCACUUCGCCUACAUGCCUUACCCUCAACAUUGGCCUGCCUACUGUCCCGCCGGAAAGUUGGCGGAUUGGUUCGAGUGGUAUGUCAGUGCCCUUGAGCUGCACGUUUGGACCUCUUCCACGGUCACGGAGGCCAAACAGCUCGAGAACGGCGAAUGGAGCAUCGAGGUCGAGCGAGCUGGCAAAGGAAAGAGGACUUUCCGUCCUAAGCAGCUGGUCAUGGCUACCAGUCUAGCGGGUGUACCUUAUUCACCUACCAUCCCCGGACGAGACCAAUUCAAGGGAACCGUCAGGCACUCUACCGAGCACGAUUCUUCCCGCGAAUGGGUCGGAAAGAAGGCUCUCGUCGUCGGAACUUCUUCAUCCGGGUUCGACACCGCCUACGAUUUCGCUCGACGAGGGGUCGAGGUCACUCUUCUUCAACGCUCUCCUACGUACAUCAUGUCGCUCACCCAUAGCGUUCCGCGAAUCCUCGGCGCAUACAAGCCAGACGGCAAGAAACGACCCGAUAUCGAGAUCUCCGACAGGAUCCACCACGGUCUCCCUGUGGGCCCGUCGGAAGAGAUGGGACGACGAUUGGGAACCGAGUUGACGGAGCUCGACAUGGAGCUCUUGCAAGGUCUUGAAGCGAAAGGAUUCCAGACUUGGCGAGGUCAGCGAAGUACCUCUACCCAAACUUUAGGAUACACCAAGAACGGUGGCUUCUACUUUGACGCUGGCGCGUGCGAGCAGAUCCUCAACGGGAACAUCAAGGUCGAACAGGGCUACAUCGACCACUUCGAGGAGGACAAGGUCGUUCUGAACGGCGACAGGGAACGAGAAUUCGAUAUCGUCGUCCUCGCCACUGGAUUCUCAAACACCAUCGAUUCGGUUCGAAAGACCUUGGGAGACGACGUCGCCGAUAGGUUCGGUCCCAUCUGGGGGAUGGACGAAGAAGGAGAGCUCAACGCCGCUUGGAAGACCAAGACCGGUGUUCCCAACCUGUGGUUGAUGGUGGGAACCCUGCAGGCGGCUCGAUACCACUCGAGGAUGGUGGCGUUGAGGAUCAAGGCUCAAUUGGAGAACAUCGCUCCCGAGCCAUACCUCGCUUAG
Molecule: messenger RNA, 1956 nt
Organism: Filobasidium floriforme
Lineage: Eukaryota; Fungi; Basidiomycota; Tremellomycetes; Filobasidiales; Filobasidiaceae
Product: putative monooxygenase protein
Exons: 6
Coding region: 1-1956 (651 amino acids)
Molecular function (GO): flavin adenine dinucleotide binding; monooxygenase activity
Source: RefSeq, a predicted model, not a curated record